Molecule: messenger RNA, 915 nt
Organism: Parasteatoda tepidariorum (common house spider)
Lineage: Eukaryota; Metazoa; Arthropoda; Arachnida; Araneae; Theridiidae
Product: BOS complex subunit TMEM147
Source: RefSeq, a predicted model, not a curated record
AUCGUCAGUAAAAAGCUUUCAGAGUAAAUAAAAAAAUAAAUAUUAAAAUGAAAUAAUCGGAUCCAAAAUUUAAAGUUAUUUAAUAAGUUACACUUCCUGUUUUGUCAUAAAUUUUGACCUUAUUACAAAUUCUAUUUCAUUCUACUUAUAAGAGUUUUGUUCAAGCUUCGAAAUGACUUUUUUUCACUUUGGCAACUGCAUUGCACUUGCCUAUGCACCUUAUUUUAUGACUUAUAAAUUUUCUGGCUUAGCCGAAUAUGGUGUGUUUUGGAAGUGUAUACAAGCAGGAGCAAUGUAUCUGUUCACUCAACUGUGCAAAAUGCUUGCUUUAGCCACAUUCUUUCCAGCCACAGAUUUAACAGGCUUAGGUCGUAUGGAAACAAUAACUGAACUACUAAAGAAUACUGUGGAUGUAGCAGAUUUAAUAGGUCUCCAUAUUGUAAUGACUAAAUUUGCAGGAAAAGGUGAAACUAAAUUUUUAGUUGCUGGACUUGGUUGGGCAUCUGCUGAACUUCUCAUGACCAGACUUGUACCUCUUUGGGUUGGUGCCAAAAGUGUUGAAUUUGAUUGGAAAUAUCUCCAGAUGAGUUUUGAUUCUAAUAUUAGCUUGGUUCAUCAUAUCACAACCGCAACUUUAGUUUGGUUAUGGAGCCGCCAUGAUCUGCGGAAAACUCAUCUUCCUGUUGUUGUGCUUCUGUUAGUUAUAGGUUGCUACAGACCAUUGAUAACAGAGUUAUUCCAUACUAUCCUUGGUUUAGGAGCCUGGUCCAUUCUUGCAGUUAAAGCAUCUAGUGCUGUUUCUAUAGCCUUAAUUUCUAUGCACAUUUAUUUCAGUCUCACACAAGGUCUUAAUUCAUACUAAUUUAUGUACUCAAAUUUUCAUAAAUAAAUUAUAUACAUGCAUUGCAAAGUUUA